AUGAGCGUGCUCAACACCAGCUUCUACGUCUUACUCUUGGCUGUGGUAUUCACGCGAUUCACAGUGGCAGAUAAAUGUAUCGGGGGUGGUGAUGACGAAGAUGAUGGUAUAGCCUGUGAGGUGACUUUCAAGGUUUGCGCAAUCAAGUAUGCGUUCCAAACCAAGGGGGAGAAGGGGAUUAUUCUAGUAAUGCCUCAUUCCAGUAUCGUAACGGCGCUCGGCGGCCCCACAGAAUCAUCUUCUUGCGAGAAAAGCCUAUUUGACGUCCAACACCAGCUGCAACAAUAUGUGUCGAUGCUGCUCGUUGCCAAACUUGAAGCUUGA
Molecule: messenger RNA, 324 nt
Organism: Suillus fuscotomentosus
Lineage: Eukaryota; Fungi; Basidiomycota; Agaricomycetes; Boletales; Suillaceae
Exons: 5
Coding region: 1-324 (107 amino acids)
Source: RefSeq, a predicted model, not a curated record